AUUCAUCACAAAUGGAGAGAGGGAGAAAUCUACAGUCAAUUACGUAAAGCAGUUCAAUUCCUUAAUGGGUUUUUUCAGCAUACUACAAGAAGAACACCAAAUAGUUUGGGAUAUACAGAGAAAUCUGUGACUAGUAGCAAAAUUUAUGUAGAAAAUGAUAUGUUUAUUCACAUGUAAACAUCAUAUCGACUGAUUUGAUUUGUUCUGAUUGGAGCUUCUCAGCAGAAACGACUCGGAAAAAGCAACCAGAUCGCAGAGUAGAGACAGAAAGCAGAGGAAAACCCAAAGAAUUCUAAUAGAGAAAGCAGAGGAAUUACCCAAGGAAUUCAGCAAAGAAAGCAGAGGAAAAGCCCAGGGAAUUCAGAGAGAGAGCAGAAAUGGAAGUGAAACGACGAACAGCGAAGAUUCUGGUAACGAAGCUGAGCUCGGUCUCCGAAAAAACUCGAACAGAAGCCCUUUGCGAGCUCCGAUUGAUCUCGAAAAACGACUCCGAAAGCCGAUCUAUAAUCGCCGACGCCGGUGCGAUCCCUUAUUUAGCAGAAACACUGUAUUCGCCGUCGCCGAUGUCCCAAGAAAACGCCACAGCCACCCUCCUCAACCUCUCCAUCUCCUCCCGUGAAUCCCUCAUGUCCACGCGCGGCCUCCUCGAUGCUAUCUCCCACGCCCUCCGCAACUCAUCUUCACCGCUCACCACCCAAUGCGCCGCCGCAACGAUUUUUAGUCUUUUAACCGAUGAAUCUUUCAGACCCAUCAUUGGGCACAAGCGAGACAUUGUUUUUGCGCUAAUUGAUGUUAUUAGGGACGCCAAGUCGGUUCCAAGAUCGAUCAAAGAUGCACUUAAAGCCCUCUUUGGGAUUGCUUUGUACCCGUUAAACCGUGCAACGAUGAUCGAAUUAGGGGCUGUGCCAGCGUUGUUUUCAUUGGUGGUGAAAGAUGGGAGAGUUGGGGUGGUGGAGGACGCCACGGCAGUAAUUGCCCAAAUUGCUGGGUGUGAAGAGAGUGGAGAUGCGUUUAGGAAGGUUUCGGGUAUUGGAGUGCUUGUGGAUUUGUUGGACAGUUCAACAGGAUCUAGUGGUAGGACAAAAGAAAAUGCUGUUUCUGGGUUGUUGAAUUUGGUACAAUGUGGAGGGGAAGAUAUUAAGAACAAUGUGAGGGAAAUUGGGUUGAGGGUGUUUGAUGGAAUUCAGGAUGUUGCAGAGAAUGGGGGCGAGAAAGGGAAAAGCAAGGCUGCUGAAUUGUUGAAAGUUCUUGAUGCUUGGAGCGAUGGCUUGCCAAAUUUGCGGUGUGACUCCACUGUUUAUGGAGUUAACGAAUUUUGAUCGAAACAUUGGGAAAGAAUGGUUUGGACAAGAUUAAGGCUUAAGUGAAAAAUCAACAAUGAAAGGAGAUACUCCUACUGCUGUCGUUGAUUCAAAGGCAGUAUAUAAGAGUUCUUCAUCAGAUAUUACAGUGAAUCAGUGAUAACAGACAAGUAGAAGUUCUGAGAACAAGUGAAUGAAACAAGCAUGCUUCCAUCAUAGUAGACUAUGAUUGAGGAUGAACCUUCUCUUUUUUCACUGACUGUGACUGAUGUAGAUAGUUACACUUAAUAAAUAGGUGUUGUUAUUGUCUUAUUCACAAAAUUAGGAGCUUUCAAAAGAUGUAAUGUUUGUUGUUUUAUUCAUAAAGAUAGAGUGGUUAUACAAUUUUUAGGUAGAACCUCUGAAAGAUGCUUUAUAUUCUCAAGGUUGUGGAUAAACAGGACCAAAUGGAAUGUACAGAAUAAUUGAAAUGAAUUAGUAGAUUGGCAAAUGUGGCCCUUUCUGGUUCAAUUUUCAUAUUUGAGGGAUUCCGGAAAAACUCUUGGAUCAGUUAUCUAUCGGAACAGAAGGCACAGGUGAUGAUUCUUCUUAAUAUGAAGGGAAAGUGCAAAUGCAGUGUAGCUUGAUUAGAAAGUAGGAUAUGGUGGUUAUAAGACUAUCUUUGCUCUUUGGCACAGAAUGGCUGUGCUGCAAUGAGGAUGUUGAGAUGUUUAAGUUGUAGCAUUUAGCAUAUAAAACCAUCAAAAUUCUGUGACGACAGAGGUUUGUUCAUUCAGCAAGUUUCAUUGUAUUUUGCCCUAUACGCUUUUUGUAGUUGCUCUU
Ilex paraguariensis (yerba mate) is the source of this 2123-nucleotide messenger RNA. The record is from the annotation of a GenBank genome assembly. Lineage: Eukaryota; Viridiplantae; Streptophyta; Magnoliopsida; Aquifoliales; Aquifoliaceae.